AAUGUUUCAAGUUGCAAAUCAAGUAUUCAAUGGAAGAAUGAGCGAAUGUUCUCAACCGGAAUCGACAAACGAAAGUGCUGAUUUAUCCGGUGACAGUUCAGAAAAUACAGAGAGUGAACAAUGGAGCUAUGAUAAACAAAAAGCACGAGACAAUCAACAAGCUAAAACAAUUUUAAAAACAGAUAGAUCUUCCCUAUUCCAAUGUAGUAGUUGUAAUUAUUCUUCAAAAUAUCAAUCUGUCUUAAAAAAGCACGUUAGAAAGCAUCACUUGAAACAAUUAAGGUCUUCAAUGAGAACUACACGUGGACGUUCAAAUAGUAACAAAUCAAACUCAUCUCUUAAUAACAAUUCUCUUACUAACGGUGUAAAGAAAAUGUUUGUUUGUACGAUCUGUGAAAAGAUUUCAAGCUAUGAUUUAUCAGAAAUAAAGUGUCAUGUGUACAAUGAUCACCUUCAGCCAAAAGAUAAUAAAACAUCUGAAAAAAUAGAAAAUGAAAACAAAGGAGGUGAAUUCAAUGAUGAAAGUGACGGAGAAAUUUUACAUUCCGAAAAAAAUCGGAAAAGGAAACUGUCUGAAAUUAAUUACGCGGAGAAACUUUCAAAUCCUUAUAAAAAAUUUAGAUCAGCAGCAGAGGAGAGUUUCGAUUUCGAAGAUGAACCGGAGAAUGAAAAGAUUGUUAUGAAUUUUUCCCGAAGCAGUACGUUAAACAAAAGCAGGCAAGAUAAGAUGGAAGAAAAGAAUAACGGCUUUCGGCUGAUGAGAACGUCCAAUAAUGAAAGAACUACAGGAGAUAUUUUAAAAUGCACUGAAUGUUCUUUUACCUCUUCAAAUUUUGCAUCCCUUGAUGAACAUAGCAAAUCCGUUCAUAAAAUUGCAAUUCCUGAACUAAAAUCCUUAAAAACUGAACCUAAGUCACACUGUUCUUCAAAUGAGACCUCUAAGAAUGUUUUGAGUGCAAAGCGCUUUUCUGAUGACGAAAAUGGAUCUGAAUAUGAAGAAACUAGUGAAAAUCUCAAUGAAACUGAAGAAGAAUGGACAACAAGUGGUAAAUCUAACAACCGUUGGAGAGCCAAAAAUAGCUUAAAUUUAUAUCGUAAGCGUACCGAAAAUGUUAUAUCUAAAAAGGCCAUUCUGAAAUGCCCUGAUUGCCCCUUUGUCGCGAGAACAGUUCUCCUGCUGAAUAAGCACAAAGAACUUCAUAAGAAAAUUCCUGGUUAUUCAAAGUGUAAAUACUGUUCAUACAAUGUUAAGGUCAAAUACGCAUUGUACGUUCACGAACAAUUACAUGUUGAAAAUCGAACAGGAAGGCGAGAAAUUGCUGAAAAAGAGGAGGACUUUGCAGAAAAAGAAGCUUAUACUAAAGAAUUUGCCAACAGACUAAGAGCUAAGGCUAAAAUUAUUACAAAAAUGCCACAGACAGAAAAGCAGAUUUGUACCGACUGUCUCUUUGAAACGCUUGAUUCUGAUAUAUUUAACGAUCAUAUCAAAAGACACAAUACGACUGGUGUAGACUAUUUGAAAUGUUCUAAUUGCUCUUAUUCGGCAACAACACGCAAUGACUUAGUGAAGCAUAAAAAGUUACACGAUAAUAAUGAAGACUUCAGAAUGUUGCUUAUUUGUGAGAAAUGCCCUUAUGCUACAAAGAAGAAAGAAAAUCUCGAGAAGCACUCAACUUUACAUGGUGCGUCAAAUUUCAAAUUUGGAUGUCAGUAUUGCAGCUAUUUCGCAGUCAAUUUUCGCUUUCUGGUUGAGCAUAUCAAACUUCAUAGUAAGUCAGCAAAACAUCUCGUUUUCACACAUUCUCUUGAGGCCCUAAAAAAUGCAUCCAAACUAUCCAUGAAGCUUCCUACAAACGACGUGGAAAUUUGUGAUGAUAUACCCUUAUAUGAGCAUAGCAUUGUAUAUUGUGCACCUUCCAAUUCCAGUGCGCAAACUUGUACAAAGUGCCCUCAUCUAUCAUCAAGUAAUGAGGAAUAUCUGAAUCAUUUGCAGGGACAUGACUCUUCUAAAUCAUUUAGUUUUAGGUGCUGUGAUUGUGAUUUUGGAACUAAAGAUCGCAAAACAUUUGUUAAACAUGUUCUAUGUCAUUCAAUUUGCGAUACUGAUCUUAUGUAUGAGAAACUUGUACGCCACGAAAAACCAUCUCAACUGUCCAAAGCUUAUUUCAUGGGGAAAGCAGCGAUGACAUUGAGAGAGAAUCAUACGAUGGAUGAUUGGAGAAAAGCACUGAGUAACUGA
This is a messenger RNA of Dimorphilus gyrociliatus, 2239 nucleotides long. Lineage: Eukaryota; Metazoa; Annelida; Polychaeta; Dinophilidae. The record is from the annotation of a GenBank genome assembly.